AUGCAAAAACUAGCAGUGCUGUUGGCGUGUUUGGUGAUGAACUGCUUGGCCAGUCCAGUUGUUCAACAGGCCAAAGGCGACAAACACGAGGCGGCAUCUGAACUGGCAAGUACCUCAUACGGAUCCGCCUUCGAUAUUGCCUAUGCGGCCUCUAAAGCGACAUUUCAGUGCUUCAAACAAAUGUCCUACAAUGUCGCCUUCAUCAGAGCUUAUAAUGGGGAUUUCCAAGGACAAGUUGAUCCCUACGCGACCACCAACAUCCAGAAUGCCGCUGCUGCUGGACUCGGUACUGAAGUGUUCAUGACUCCUCAGCCAACCUCUUCUUCUAAGAGUGGGCUUCAGCAAUUUGAUGAGAUGUACAACAUGCUUACUGGAGCCAACAUUUUUCUUAAAUCCGUGUGGGUUCAGGUGGUAUCUCCCAGUGACUGGACCUCAUCCAGCACAACCAACAUCAACUUUCUCAACAGCAUCCUCUCGCGAGCUAUGCAAUAUGGCCUGACCGUUGGUGUAUAUACGAGCAAGAAGGAGUGGAAUGAAAUCACCAGUCACGCCAGCACCCUGAAUGUCAAGCUCUGGUACUGGAAAACGGACGGCAGUGGAGCGGCUGACGAGUCCCCAGCCAAUUUCAAGGACUUCAAGGAAUUUGGCAGCUGGACAACGCCGACGGUGAAACAAUACGGGCAGUUCGAAACCAUCUGCGGAGUGAUUGUGAACAGGGACGUCUAUAGUCCCCACUCGGCUCAUCGUCGUCGGCAGCAGUCGCUAAUAUGGCAAACCACGAGAACUCUGAUAAGAUCAUCGUUGGUGGCCACUUACUUGGAGAUGUAG
Ostertagia ostertagi is the source of this 828-nucleotide messenger RNA. The record is from the annotation of a GenBank genome assembly. Lineage: Eukaryota; Metazoa; Nematoda; Chromadorea; Rhabditida; Trichostrongylidae.